Messenger RNA from Funneliformis mosseae, 2644 nucleotides. Lineage: Eukaryota; Fungi; Glomeromycota; Glomeromycetes; Glomerales; Glomeraceae. The record is from the annotation of a GenBank genome assembly.
AUGAAACAACAAGCAACCAAUCCUUAUGAAAAAUAUUAUAAUAGAAGGUUGUGGUUAGAAUAUGAAAUAAAGGAUCAGAAAAAUCCAUUAUACACUUUAUUUAAACAAUCUCGUUAUUUAAAAUAUAUAAUGACUCAAUAUGAAAGAGAGAAUAAUAUUGAAUCAAUACCCUGUAAAGAAAUUAAAACAUUUUUUCAACGUUUAAAAAAUUAUAACGAGUUACCAUCAAUUAAACAACAUUUUAAUAAUACGGAGAAUGGAUAUGCGUCAAUUACAUUAUUGAUAGAAAACAUGAUAGAAGUAUUACAUCAUACACCAAGAAAUAAUAUAAAAGAUAUAGAAUUAACAAGAAAUCUUGAUAUAUUAUUUAAGGAUUGGCCAAAAGAUCAAAAAGAAAUUGACGAAAAUGAUCCGAUAUUAAAUUUUGAUGUAUCUAAUAUUAAUUUAGUAAUGAAUGUUUGUGAUGAAUUAAAAACUUGCAUCGAAAACUUACUAGAAGAUAAUGGUUCUUUUGAUAAAGAAGAAGUAGGAGGAAAUGUUAAUUCUAAAUUGACGAGAAAAGUUGUUAAAAGACAAAUUAAUGAAACUAAUGAAAGUGAAGAAGAGAUCGUUGUGACCACUAGUGAAAGUUCUAAUGCAAGUUCAAUUAAAGCAAGCAAUACUAAACGUGCUAAAUUUUCUUUAAGAAAAAAAAAUGAUGAAAAACCGAAGGAAAUUUCAACUAUGACAAAACCAAUUAUAACAAAAAAGCCCGGACGUACUCUUUCAAGACAAGAAGUAGAAUCUGCUUUAAAAGACUUCACAUUAAGAGUAGCUAAUGAAACUUACGAAAAAUCCACUUCUUCUUCAACGGAUUCGAUUUCAUUAUCUUGGAAAGAUGUAUCAUAUACAAUAACAGAUCCAAAAUCCAAAAAAAAAAAACAUAUCGUAAAAAAUGUUAGUGGCAUUGUUGAACCCGGUGAAGUUUUAGCAAUCAUGGGACCUUCUGGAGCUGGUAAAUCCUCGUUCUUGGACUUAUUGGCCGGACGCAAAGAUCCAAAAUCCGUUACCGGUGAAAUUUAUCUUAAUGGCAAACCAGGUGAAAUUAAAUACGUAUCAACUUAUGUAAUGCAAGAUGACGCUUUAAUGGGUGUUCUUACGGUGCGGGAGAAUAUUCAAUUCGCUGCUGAUUUAUGUUUCCCAGCCGAAUUCUCAGAUGAAGAUAGAAAAGCACGUGUCCAAACCAUAAUAGAAGAAUUUGGAUUAGAUAGAGUAGCUGAUAAUAAAAUUGGAACAGUAUUUGUUAGAGGUAUAAGUGGAGGAGAAAAACGUAGAUGUGCGAUAGCAUCUCAAGUUCUCACUUUACCUAAAAUAAUAUUUCUUGAUGAACCAACGACCGGAUUAGAUUCGGCUGCGGCGUAUAACGUAAUGAAUGCCAUUGUUGAUAUGGCAAGGAGACAUAAACUUGCGGUUAUAGCAAGUAUACAUCAACCAUCCACAGAAACUUAUGCUUUAUUUGAUAAAUUAUUAUUGCUUGGACGUGGUAAAACUUUGUAUUUUGGUAAAAGAGAGAAUGCUAUAUCUCACUUUGAAGAAUUAGGAUUCGCUUGUCCACCUUACGCGAAUCCAGGAGAUUAUUUCUUGAGAUUGGUAAAUAGUGAUUUUAUGAAAGAUAUAAGUGAAGCUGAACAACUCAUUACAAGCUUCAACGUGUCUUUCUUAAAAUCAUCUUAUAAAUUAGAAAUUGACGCACAAAUUGACGAUUUAAUCUCCAAGUCAGUUAAUGAAAAAUUUGAUAAUGAAUCAAUUACAGAGGGUACUCCAAGAGGAUAUCCUCGUAAUUUCUUUGCACAGACCAUGAUUAUUAUGAAACGGUCUCUCAAAAAUUCCACAAGAAAUAUAUUAAUGUAUUGGAUAAGAGUAGCGAUGUAUGUUAGUUUAGCAAUAUUGAUGGGUUCAACAUGGUGGCAAGUUGGAUAUGGACAACAACAUAUAGGUGAUAGGUUAUCGUCCCAUUUCUUUUCCGUUGCGUUCUUAUGUUUUAUGAGUGUAGCUGGUAUACCAGGAUUUUUGGAGGAACGGUUGGUAUUUCAACGUGAACGUUCAAAUAGGUUUUAUUCUGUUGGUCCAUAUGUAUUAGCUAAUACAUUAAUUUCAAUACCAUUUUUAAUGAUUGUUACAUUAUCAUUCUCUGUAUUUGCUUACCCUAUGAUUGGUUUGCACGGUGGUGUGGAAAAAAUUACCAAUUUCUUGGUAUUUCUCUUUUUAUCUUUAUUGGUCGCUGAAUCUAUGGUUGUUUUUAUCUCCGCUGUUAUACCAAUUUUCGUAGCAGCUUUAGCUAUCGUUGCUUUUGCUAAUGGGUUUUUCAUGGUAGUUGAGGGUUAUUUCGUAACAAAAAAAAAUAUUCCAAAAGCAUGGAAAUGGGCUCAUUAUGUUGAUUAUCAGAAAUAUGCCUUCGAAGGUAUCGUUAAGAAUGACCUUUCUGGAUUAACGUUUUUAUGUGAUAAAACUGAUCAAGGUUGUUUCUGUUUACAUGGAGGAGAAACUGCAAUUAAAAAUUGUAAUUUUUCUGGACAAAAUAUUUUGGAUGAUUUGGGUUAUGGGGAAGUUGUCAUAUAUAAAUGGGUGUUCGCACUUGUUGGAUUAGUACUCGCUUUCCGUGUCG